Messenger RNA from Suhomyces tanzawaensis NRRL Y-17324, 1494 nucleotides. Its product is annotated as Hsp90 cochaperone. The transcript has a single exon. The record is from RefSeq and is a predicted model, not a curated record. Gene Ontology annotation, biological process: box H/ACA snoRNP assembly. The coding region runs from base 1 to 1494 and encodes 497 amino acids. NCBI's taxonomy places the organism in Eukaryota, Fungi, Ascomycota, Pichiomycetes, Serinales, Debaryomycetaceae. Gene Ontology annotation, cellular component: nucleoplasm; cytoplasm.
AUGAUCACACCAUUCUUCACGGUCUCCCAAGACGACGAGUAUGUCUACAUUGACGUCAAGGUAUCGCAUGUGCGGUUUUCGUCCGCCAGUGUGGAAAUGGUCGUGGACAACGACACCUUCAUCUUCAGCAUGGCUCCAUACUACUUGAGGCUCAGAUUCCCCCAUGCUUGCGUCGACGACGAGCGAGCCUCUGCCAGCUUCGAUUCGCCCAGCGAAUGCGUCAAGAUCAAAGUUCCAAAGGAGCAAAAAGGUCAGUUUUUCCCCGAUUUGGACUUGAGUACCAAACUUUUAGCCAGAAGAACAGCACUCAGUGAGGCUGACCUCCACGAGCAGGGUGCCAAAGUGGCCGAAACUCAGCCUGGAGGUUCCCGUCCGCUCAUCCAAGAGCUUGAUGUCGAAAAUAGCGUUCCAGACACCCAGGCAAAAGCGGUGUUGGAAGAAGGAGAGAAGUUCAGCUGGGAAAUAUCGCAAGAACAAACGCAAGAACAGCCAGAAUUGACUGGAAACAAGUACGGCUUCAACAAUCAGUACGACAACAUCGUGGGAGUGUCACUCUCGGCCGGUAACGAUAUCAACGAGCUCGGAGACCCCGAAUCCACUCCAGACGUAGACAGGAUCUUGGAGCGAUUGAUCAAGGAGAACAUCAAGUUCGAUCCCGAGUUCUACGCCGCAGACUACAUCAUGGAGAAGUACCCCAGUCCCGACGACGACAAGAUGAUCCGCGAGCUCAUUGAGUGGAAGAACCCAACCACUCGGAAAUUCUUGAAAUGGUACAAGGCCCAGCAAGAAAAGCCAGAGAACGAGCGAGAGCAGAUCAUGGCUGUCGAGUUCUCCAAGGAUGAGCAGGAGAAAAUGAUGAAUCUUCCCAGAAAGUCGUACUUGAUCGACGAGUCCUACAAACCACAGUUGUUGAUCCUCUUGGUUAACCUCUUGUUCUCGUACCAUUUCGACCUCAGAGAGACAGAAGGUGACCACAACAUCGAGAGUGCAUGGACAGUGGGCAAAAUCACCCCUCAAAUAUGUUUUCUCGACUCCAAAAUAUCUAUCCCCAAUCCCAACAACGCUGAUAAUGUGUUGAAGUCUGCAGUUGUGACGGGCGUGAGAAGAGCCUUAUCGUAUCCGCUCCACAGAAACUACAAUAUGGUGCUCAAGGUGUGGGAAGACGUCUACUAUAACCUCAGAGGCGGCAAGAGACUCGUGCUAAAGUCGUUGCUCGACUUGAAGGAGUUGUUCCGUUUCCACGACGUCUACUACGUGUACGACAAGAUCUGGCUCGAGGACUUGUGUGCCUGGUUGAUCAGCGAUGGGCUCUCGGAGGCUACCAUCCGGUACUUGGCCCAUGACUUACGGAAGGAGUACACCUCGUUGCAGAAGGCAGACAUCACGUUUGAGAAGGUUGAUGGAUCAGGCGAAGAUGACGAGAUGACUGCGUUGGACUUGAAUGACAUCGAGGUGAUGGCUGAAGAGCUGUACCAUGCGUACGCUGCCAGCUAA